GCCCGCCCGUCUCCGCCCGCCCGUCCACGGCUCCAGCCGGGCUCUCAUGGUGCUCAAAUCCGCUCCCCUCCCCUACGUCCUGCACUUUCUUGGACCAGACCCUCCUCGCCCCAUCCGACCCGACCCCAGCCCUGCCUGAGGUGUGCUGAUGAUAGAAUACUGGGAAGAAGGGCUGCAAGCCGUGAUUGAUGGAGAGAUUGCCCAGACCCCGGCCAGAGGGAACCCCUCCCCAGAGGCGCCUGUGGAAUGUCCAGAGCUCUGGUCUGGGGGGGUGCCUACUCCUGGAGCCGCAUUCCAGGAUAAGGGGGGCGGGGUGGGGAGAGGCUGGGCCGGGGGAGGGGCAGGAAAGAGGGCUAUAAGGGCCGCUGCCCAGGCGGGCUGGAGCCAGGCAGGCCAUGGCGGAUGUCCUCGGGCUGCAGAGACCGGUUCCCAACGGCGGCCCGGAGCCCCGGGACCCCCUGGACUGCUGGGCCUGUGCUGUGCUGGUCACCGCCCAGAAUCUGCUGGUGGCUGCCUUCAAUCUCCUCUUGCUGGCGCUGGUGCUGGGGACCAUCCUGCUACCCGCGGUCACCAUGCUAAGCUUUGGCUUCCUCUGCCACUCCCAGUUUCUGCGCUCCCAGGCACCCCCUUGCACCGCGCACCUGCGGGACCCAGGCUUCACGGCCCUGCUGGUCACCGGAUUCCUGCUACUCGUGCCGCUGCUCGUCCUUGCUCUGGCCAGCUACCGCCGCCUCUGUCUGCGCCUCCAUCUGGCCGACUGCCUCGUGCCCUACAGCCGAGCCCUUUAUCGGCGCCGGCGCUCCCCGCAGCUGCGGCAAAUCCGGGCCUCACCGGGGUCCCAGGCCGUUCCCACGUCAGGAAAGGUAUGGGUUUGAGGACCCUCGAGUCAAGAACAACCCCGACGAAUGCCCUCCUUUUCAAUCCGCCCAAGGACUUGAAGCCUGGGGGUCUUCCGACCUACCCUGCCCCUUCCCUGCCUAAGCCAGUCCUAGCAUCCCCUUGGCAAACUGCAGCAUCUGUGGACCCAAUGUUGGUGAAAAUUCGCCAUUCCAGAAAACCCUUUCUUUUUACUACCCAUGUCUGAAUCCUGAAUAUCUGGGCUGGACCCUGCACAUACGCUCCCCACCCCGUGAAUAGGACAACUGGGCCUCACUGGUGCCCUCCUUUUCCGGCGCAGCUCCGCUAGUAUUUACGGGCUGAUGGGUGAGGUUGGAGGGGAAGGAGUGACCACACGUUAAUAAAGAAUUAAUGAACUGAA
Molecule: messenger RNA, 1258 nt
Organism: Myotis myotis
Lineage: Eukaryota; Metazoa; Chordata; Mammalia; Chiroptera; Vespertilionidae
Gene: TMEM88
Product: transmembrane protein 88
Exons: 3
Coding region: 396-875 (159 amino acids)
Biological process (GO): negative regulation of canonical Wnt signaling pathway
Cellular component (GO): plasma membrane
Molecular function (GO): PDZ domain binding
Source: RefSeq, a predicted model, not a curated record